Ictalurus furcatus (blue catfish) is the source of this 6577-nucleotide messenger RNA. Its product is annotated as kiaa0930. The record is from RefSeq and is a predicted model, not a curated record. The transcript has 10 exons. NCBI's taxonomy places the organism in Eukaryota, Metazoa, Chordata, Actinopteri, Siluriformes, Ictaluridae. Bases 245 to 1510 code for a protein of 421 amino acids.
CGCUGUCAGCUGAGCUUUUGUGUUGAAGAAGUCGGAAGUGAGAAGAGGACGCUUGUGGUUUACAGAGCUGUAUAAAACUGAAGUGUCAUCCCGCAUCCGUGCCAUGACAGCAGGAUUGUAGCGUCCUACUCACAACUGAAAUACACAGAGUAUCAUAUUUUAUCCAGAUCGCUGUGGCUGUGUUUUCUCCCUCCAAAGCGCGUUAUUCUUCGACUGUAUAGACUGUCAUGAGAUCAGUUUGGGCAUGGCGUCCUUCCAGAGUUACUGUAAGACGGCGGGAGCAGCGGAGGAUGAGAACGGAGAACUGGACCGGUCCUUGCAGCACAUGCUGAAGGCCAUAGCGGACGAACGAAACCGACUAAAUAUUCGACAGGAGAUCAGUGGGCUCGGGUGUUUUAAAGAUGACCGAAUUGUGUUCUGGACGUGGAUGUUCUCCACAUACUUCAUGGAGAAGCUGUCACCACGUCAGGACGACAUGCUUUUCUAUGUGCGACGCAAGCUCUCUUAUGUCAGCGCUGACAACACAGAAGGGAAGAAGGUGGAGGUCGAAGUGUACAGAAGGGAUUCGAAAAAGCUGCCUGGACUCGGGGACCCGGACAUAGACUGGGAAGAGAGUGUGUACCUGAACCUCAUCUUACAAAAGCUGGACUACGUGGUCACGUGUGCUGUGUGUACACGCACAGAUGCAGGAGACAUCCACAUCCACAAAAAGAAGACGCAGCAAGUGUUCGCUUCUCCCAGCAAACACCCAAUGGACAGCAAGGGUGAGGAGUCCAAGAUGAGCUACCCGAACAUCUUCUUCAUGAUCGACAACUUUGAGGAGGUGUUCAGUGAUAUGACUGUUGGAGAAGGAGAGAUGGUGUGUGUGGAGCUGGUGGCCAGCGACAAGAGCACCACUUUCCAGGGAGUGAUCUUCCAAGGCUCCAUCCGCUACGAGGCCCUUAAAAAGGUUUACGAUAACCGGGUGAGUGUGGCUGCUAAAAUGGCCCAACGCAUGUCCUUUGGCUUCUACAAAUACAACAACAUGGAGUUUGUGCGGAUGAAGGGCCCUCAGGGGAAAGGGCACGCCGAGAUGGCUGUGAGUCGAGUGCCGACUGGAGACACGUCACCCUGCGGCACCGAGGAGGACCAGGACUCGCCUCUGCACGAGAGGGUGACGUCGUUCAGCACUCCCCCGACCCCCGAGAGAAACAGACCCUCCUUCUUCUCUCCCUCUCUGCGCCGCAAAGUGCCCCGAAACCGCAUAGCCGAGAUGAAGAAAUCCCACUCUGCCAACGACAGCGAGGAGUUCUUCAGGGACGAGGAUGAUGAAGACCUGUGUAACACCACAAACCUUCGCUCACGCUCUCUUUCGGGAACUGGCCGCUCACUCGUGGGCUCCUGGCUGAAACUGAACAGGACGGAGGACUACUUCCUGCUCUACUCACAUCUCACCUACAUCACUCUUCCUCUACACCGGAUAACUACAGAUAUUCUGGAGGUGAGACAAAAGCCUAUUCUGAUGAUCUAGCGGCUCCUGACUUCCUUAGAACUUGUGACUAAGUGCCUCUCCACAUCAGGCCCCUCAGAUGACAGCGCCAUCUAGCAUCCAUACAGAGAACCAAAAAAACCACCACUGACUAAAGGAGAGGAGAAGAAAUGUGAGAACUAAGGACUUAUUAAAAACCAGCCAAUCAAGAAGUGCCUCUUCCACCUGUUUUCUGUGACAGUCUGUAUGUGGACACGAGAGCAACAGCCUGAGUGACUGAACACUGUCUGAAAUGCCUCGUUCCAUCAGAUCAGAUCGGCUCAGGCUCAGAAGGCAGGACUUGCUAACGUCCCACCUGCGAGCGAAAGGGAAAUGUAUCAAAGAGAAAAAAAAAAAACAUGCAAAAGAAUGUCUCUGUUCCUUGUAAAUACACUGCUGCUUAGAAUACUCAGUGAAUCUACCAACCACGACCCUCUCAGCCUUGUGUAAACAGACUCUGCUGGGUCUUUCAAUGUUGUUGAUUUGUGCGUAGUGCUUUUUUCCAAAGGCAAAACACCCCAUCCCCAACCCCUCACCUCGCCUCAUCCCUAGGCCUUAACACCUCCUAACCAGCUAAUGUGAUAUCCGGCCUCUGUUUUAUGGCCUACUACCAACAGAGUCUGGAAUUAGGAAUGCUGGAUUUGUCUUAAGUUCAAUGUUCCGGUUCACAGAAAGAAAAAAAAAAGCCGCACAAAGUAGAUUUCUUUUCUUUUGUUAAAAAAAAAAAAGAUGAUACAUUUGUUCAUUUGUAUGUUUGGAGAUCUUUGUAAUCAUUGUGAUAUUUAUUACUGAGUGUUGCAAGUGUGAGGCGUGCAAGUGCACCAGAAUGAUGCUGAAGCUGCAAGGCCUUGAAAAGGUUUCCCUGAGGAUGACACAAUCCAUUUCUUGUGCUAUCCAGCAAACGCAAUUGAGCUGUUUGUAAAACUACUACAUUACAGAAACACUCCUGUCCUACAGAAGCCCUGAAACACAAGUUGUGGGGGAAAAAUUUUAAGGGCUGUGCUGUUAUUUUGAUUUAAUAACUUAUGUCAUUAUUAUGACUUAAUCUCAUUUCAACAUAGUAUUUUAUUAUUUUAAAUGAUCUCAUUAUUUAGAUUUAACUUAUUUUGAGUUAUCUUGUAAAGCAUUUAAAUAAAUUACCAAUAAUUAGACAUAUAUGACAGACAUAGUCUCUCAUAGGCUUACUAUCUGCAGCAUACAGAAAAAGAAUUACAAGCUAAUAUUCAUAAAAUUAAUCUUAUUGAUAGAUUAUAUGGCGUUAAAUAUUCCAUAUAUUAAAAUAUGGUGUUAUAUGUGGUGUAACGAUGAUAACUAGACAUCCAUCCGUACAUCCAUUUUCUGUGCCGCUUACUGAGACUGGAGCCUAUACCAGGAGACUUCGGGCACAAGAUGGGGGACACCUUGGACGGGUAUUUUCCAGGGAGGAAACCCCUGAAGCACGGGGAGAACAUGCAAACUCCACACACACAGGGCAGAGGCAGGAAUCUAACCCCCAACCUUGGAGGUGCGAGGUAAACGUGCUAACCACUGAGCCAUCGUGCUCCUAAUAACUAGACAGAACAUCCUGAAAUAAGUUAUUAAAUUAGAAUCCUGAAAUAACAAGUUAAAUCAAAAUCAUGACAUCCUGAAAUGAAUUGUCAAAAUAAUGACAUAACAACCUGAAUUAAGUUGAAAUAAUAUAUUGAAAGAAGUUAUUAAGUUCGAAAUAAUGACAUAUCCCUUCUUAACUUUUUUCAACUUGUGGUUCAGGAUCACACAAUUUGUUUAGUCUUUGAAGGCUGUAGGGUUUCUUUAAACAUGAGUUGAAACUCUGCCCCUUUCUGUUCCUCUAGUUCUGUCUUUCCUUGUAAAGUGUUUGAGUAUUUAAAGGUCUGGUGGCUGUUGUCUUUCAAUACAUUUCUGUUAAUAGAUUGGCUUUGAAAAUCACUGACAAUGAAGUGUUUAUGGAGUAAAUGAGGAACAAACCCAGAUUGUCAGUAUUAUGUUGGAUUUUGUGAGCUGAAUGUAUUCCUAUUGACUGCUUUAAAGACGGCUUUAGUAACCGUUUGUUAUUUGAAAGGCUAUGUUUGUCAGCAGCAUUUUUUUUUAAUGCUUCACAAUUCACGUUCUUUGUAUUUCUUUGUAUUUAUUUUCUCCUGGAAGGCUGUAGAAGCCCAUGUCAACCAAAUAGAAAGCUCUGUUCAAGAGAGGUCUUGUGGUACAUACACACUUCUUUAAUCGCUUUAACCAUGUUUUUUGUAUUCAGUUUUUAAAAACUACAUGUGCAUGUUUAUCCUACAUUUAUGUUACACUGGUAAUAAUUGUACAUUUUCUGUACCUCUUAUUGAAAUACAAAUUACCAAAAAAAAAAAAAACGUUUUUGAAUUUAUUAUGAACUAUUUACACAAGUAUUUACACAUGGGAAAGACAAGAACAUGUAAUGCUGAGGAAUGCAAGCUACAAAUUUAGGAGCACGUCAGGUCGCACCACACAUCAGUGAAUCAGGUUAAUACCUUAUAAUAAGAUGUCUGUGCACAGGUAAGACCAAGUGUGACAAUUUUGGAAAAUUGUGCGUGUGUGCAUUUGAAUUAACAGUAUGCUCAAGUUUAUGUCAGGUUCUGCAUUUGAUUUUUCCAUCACACAUGCUAAUAUGUUAUGUUCACAUGGCUUUAAUUAGGACUACAUAAAACUAGAGUCAUGAUAUUGUGGCAUAUGCAAAUACUGAGUACAAUACCGGCUGUAGCUGUAACUGUAAUGUGAUGUUGAAUAAGCCUGCAGGAACGUACUUUGCUUUCUUUUCUCUACUAAUGGACUGGCAAAAAAAUUUUAAAGACCUCUAAAGCGUCCAUAAUUGCUAAAGAUUUUUAAAAUGUGGAUUUAAACACCAGUUAAAUAUAUGAACAGUUUGAUAACACUAAGACAUGGAAAAGGGUCGUUCAGUGAUUAAGACAUUGGGCUUAAUCCUCAGCUACUCUCUUGUAAGUUGCUUUGGAUAAAAUGUCAUCCAAAUGAGGUAAAUGUAAAAAAAACAUAGCUAACAUCAUUAAACUAAUUGAGUCAUGUAACAAAUAAGUACACUCCAUGGGAAUUGUUGGCUUUUUUGACAUAUUUGAACAAGCAAAUAUUGGAUCAUGUUUGAAAUGGUGCCUAUUAAUAAAGUUGAUAUACUUGAACAAAACUGCAUGGAAAAUUAGAUUUUUCAAUCAUUUAUUCAACAGAAAGAUCAAUAGAUGUUGUAUUAUUCUGUGGAAAAGUAAGUACACCCUUGGCCUCAGAAACUGGUAUUGCCCCCUUUAGCAGAAAUAACUUCUUGUAGGUGUUUUGCAUAUUUGUCAAUUAGUCCAGGACUGGCCAUCCCAGCAAAUUCAGCCCAAGAGCAGACCAUCUGUUGCAAAAUGAAGUCUACAAGAACCCCAAAAAUUUCAUCACAGGAUCUGCUAGUUAGUCUCGCAACUGUUGGUGUCAAAGUGCAUGCUUCUACAAUCAGAAAAAGAUUUUGAGGUAUGCCAAAAAAACUCCUUUGCUGUCUAAAAUGUACACUAAAGCAAGACUACAGUUUGCCAAUGAGUAUACAGGCAAAGAGCAGGCCUUUUGGAAUAAUGUGCUCUGGACAGACGAAUCAAAGAUAGAGUUGUUUGGCCACAGUAACAGCAGACAUGUUUGGUACAGACCAAAGACAGCUUUUCAGGAGAAGCACCUCAUACCAGCUGUGAAGCACGGUGAUGGAAAUGUUAUGGUUUGGGGUUGCUUCACUGCCCAGGGACUGGACAGCUUACAUUCAUUCUGCACCAUAUCAAAGAGUCCUUGAAGAUAAUGUGAAUGUCCGAAAGUUGAAGUUGAACCAAAAGUGGACCUUUCAACAUUAUACUGAUCCUAAGCACACUAGCAAAUCCACCAAGGAAUGACUCAAAAAGAAGAAACGAAGGGUUAGUGAAUGGCCUAGUCAAAGCCCAGAUUUUAAAUCCCAUUGAAAUGUUGUGGGGGGAUUUGAAACGGGCAGUACAUGCAAGAAAACCCUCAAACAUCUUGCAACUGAAAGAAUAUUGCAUGGAAGAGUGGUCAAAAAUUCCAGCAAGGCGACGUCAGAGACUGGUGGACAAUUAUGCAGAACACCUACGAGAAGUUGUUUCUGCUAAAGGAAGCACCAGCUUCUGAGGCCAAGGGUGUACUUACUUUUUCCACAGAAGAAUAUCAGAUCUAUUGAUAUUUCUGUUGAAUAAAUGAUUGAAAAAGAUCAUUUUCCUUGUGGUUCUGUUCAUCAACUUCAACUAUUAAUCAUAAGAUCCCAAGUAUUAUAUGCUCAAAUUUUAUACAAAUUAACCCCUGAUACACAAGCACGUUUGACUAAACUUCACAGUAAUUUGGCCUACUUAUUCUCAUAGAAACUCUUUAUGACAGUAUGUUAUUUUAAAAUUACAAUAUAUAUAUUAUGUUGAAAUAAGACAUUAAGUCAAAAUAAUGACAAUACAGCCUAACAAUUUAUUCAUUUUAAGACCACAGAACUGUUUAUAGUAACGUGACGUACAAUAAUUUUAAGGUUUUAAAAGAAAUUGUUAAAUGUGACAGAAAAUUUGACUCCUUCAGAGCAUGUUCCAGUGACAAACUGUCCUCUAGAAAUAAAGGUUGGUAUACGCUUUUUUCACUUUAAAUGUCAUUUCUGUGUAGUAAAGGCAGUAAAAUAUUAUUUCAUAACAUAGCAGUAACUUUAUAAACUGUUUGCCUAGUAGGCAUUAGUUUAGCUAAUUACAACAUGCCUGCUUGGUUGGUGGUAAUAUUUUCUUUUCUGGUAAUAAUAUUAUAUUAUGAGUCAUCAUUCAUGCCGGUUAGCUAUCUAGUGCUACUAGUUAGUAGUGCUGCUGCUCUGCGCAGAUAAAUUGGAUGGUUCGAGAUAUACUUAUCAGAGUCGGCAAGCCUGCAUAUAAUACACGACUUUGGGCUUCUUCUUAUUACAGGUUAUAACAAAGAAACAAGCACAACAUACUCAUAUAUACUAAUAGUAGAUAUGGUUCUCCUUUUCCAUCUCUCCAAUCAUAUUCUGCAUGCAGGUGAUCAGAGAUGAGUGGAUAGUGCCUGUCCUCCCUAUAAGCUUUG